Molecule: messenger RNA, 696 nt
Organism: Aspergillus heteromorphus CBS 117.55
Lineage: Eukaryota; Fungi; Ascomycota; Eurotiomycetes; Eurotiales; Aspergillaceae
Product: cupin domain-containing protein
Exons: 2
Coding region: 1-696 (231 amino acids)
Cellular component (GO): intracellular anatomical structure
Source: RefSeq, a predicted model, not a curated record
AUGACCAUCAUCCCCAUCAUCCCCAUCACCCCCCAUUACAGCACCCCCACCCGCAGCCUCGCCAACCCCCAGCUCGAGAAGCCCUCCAUCCAAGACACCAUCCGCCACCUCGGCCUCACCCCGCACGUCGAAGGCGGGUAUUUCUCGGAAACCGAUCGGGAUGUUCGCCGCAUCCUCCGCAAGAACGACGGACAGUACGACCAUGCUGACACCUCCCCCUCGGCAGCGGACAAAUCGCUCCCCCACCGCUCCUUGAGUACCAAUAUCUUUUAUCUCCUCACUCCGAUGACUCCCCUCGGCGCGUUCCAUUCGAAUAGGAGUCGCACGAUACAUACACUGCAUCGCGGACGGGGGGUCUAUGUGGUUCUGAAGAGUGGGGGUGGGCGAGAGGUGCAGGUGGAGGUGGAGACCUUUGUCGUCGGGCAUGAUGUCGCCAGAGGGGAGAAGUUGCAGUGGAUCGUCGAGGGGGGCGAUUACAAGGCCACGUUUUUGAUCCCCGAUCGGGAUGGGAAGGGUGAGAGUGAGAGUAAGAGUGACGGUUUGUUGAUUAGUGAGACGGUCAUCCCCGGCUUCGAAUACGACGACCACGACUUCCUGAAGCGGGAGGACCUUCAGGCGAUGGUCGGUGCGAAAGAGUUUGAGCAGCUGCAGUGGCUGCUCCGGGAGAACUAUACGCAGGGCAGCGAUUUUCCCUGA